Pleuronectes platessa (European plaice) is the source of this 2702-nucleotide messenger RNA. RefSeq names its product collagen and calcium-binding EGF domain-containing protein 1. The coding region runs from base 506 to 1675 and encodes 389 amino acids. The transcript is spliced from 11 exons. Gene Ontology annotation, molecular function: calcium ion binding. The record is from RefSeq and is a predicted model, not a curated record. Lineage: Eukaryota; Metazoa; Chordata; Actinopteri; Pleuronectiformes; Pleuronectidae.
UGUUAUGAAACUGAAGUUAGAAAAGUGUUUUUGACUUUCAACAUAUCAUAAGAGCUCGGUGGUGAUCCUGGGAUUGAGUUUAUUAUUAUUAUUAUGGCUGUUGUUGUUUUUAUUAUUAUGUUGGAUUAGGCAUGUUGUUAUACGUCAUCACAGCAUUGGGCAGCGAGGCUGUCUACUCAGUUGCGGUCUCUUCUUUGGAAGCUGGAAUGCAAAUCCAGAGGGAUUAGUGAGCGGUAACAAACUGAGCCGUAAACCCCUCAGUAGCUCUCCAAGGGGUCUGCCCCUGCCUCAGUGCGUAAAGUUGGGCUCCGGAUGCGCAGCGCAGCUCUCACUGUCCACACAGGCUCCACGAGCAUCAACUCCGCGGGACACUUGACGAGGAUUUCUGAGGAUUCGGUGCCACCACCUUCUUGGGUCAAUGACAGCUGAAAACAGAGGCGUCCUGUUGAUGUGAGGGCGUUUUUUAACUUGAGCAGAUCGCCUGUCCCGGAGCGCAGAAGGGGACAUGGGUCAGCUUUAUGGUGCGACUCUUUUACCGUUUGGCGCAAUCUGUGUGGUUUUCCUGUGGGAGUCCGGUGCCAGCUCUAUCAGGACGACGCUCGCAGUGGACACAUCGAGAGCGGAGUGUCCAGAGAGUAAGAUCCUGACUGUGGAGUAUCCCUGUGUCAGAGCAGGAGGGAAGAACAGCACUUGUUUCAGGAAGAAAUGCUGUGAAGGUUUCAGGUUUGUGAUGGGCCAGUGCAUACCUGAAAGUGUAGACAUGUGUGAUGCAUCGCCCUGCGAGCAGCAGUGCACUGACAACUUUGGACGAGUUGUCUGCACGUGUUACCCCGGCUAUCGCUUUGACCGGGAAAGACACCGCAGCCACAAAUCCCCUUACUGUCUGGACAUUGAUGAGUGUGAGCACCCAGGCAGCAGUGUGUGUGACCACGACUGUGUGAACACAGCGGGAAGCUUCCUGUGUCGCUGUCGCAGUGGCUACAUACUGGCCCCGGACCAACGCUCCUGCAUCCCUGUACACAACUUGAGCUCAUCUGGGAAGUCAGACACCUUGAUGAGUGCUGGUUCUUGUUCAUUCACCUGUCAGGAUUUUAUGAACAUGAAAAACAGUUUGCUGCAGCUGAAACUGAGACUGGGCAACACGCAGUCACCGAACCAGGUGCCAGGCCUGGCUAACAGAAGUGACAAGCCGUCUCUGGGGAGGGCAGGAAAAAGUCCUGAUAGUCCUUGUCAUCCUGGUCUACCCGGUCCUCCAGGAGCUCCUGGGGUCCCAGGACACCCAGGUGAACCAGGAAAGCAAGGCGACCCAGGGGACAGGGGCCCGCUUGGCCCUCUGGGUCCUCGAGGGGACAUGGGCCCCAUGGGUCCAGAGCCUGAUUUGAAACAUAUCAAAAGAGGCCGCAGAGGGGCAGUGGGACCACCUGGAGCAGCAGGAAGAGAUGGAUUAAAGGGUGAAAGAGGAGUUCCAGGUCUGAGAGGCCCACCUGGACCUCCCGGCUCCUUUGACUUCCUGCUGCUGAUGAUGGCGGACAUCCGUAAUGACAUCAUUGAACUGCAGGAGAAGGUGUUUGGCGAGCGGCGAGGCAUCUCUCUGGACAGUCCUCCUCAGUCCAGCGGGGAUGUGGAUUUUGUAGAUUGGGGCUCAGGCCAAGGAGAUCUGACGGUCAAUACUUGACCUUUGACCUCGGUCUCAGUAGCGGUUACAAAAGCCCAGCAACAAAAUCCCCAAACUUGACUCUUUUCUUCACUGAUAAAGGACAUUGGUGGUCAAAGAGCCAAAAUGUAAAUAAUUCUUAAAAUCACAGCUGGGAUGAAGUGGGCAGGGAGCCUCAGCGGUUACACCCUCAACGUUGCCACAGUCUGUAACACGGGGAGAUCCAAGGAUUACGAAAUAAAACGCAUUCUCUCUGCAAGCGAGUGAGUCUCCUCGCUGCCGCUCAUAUGCUCAUAUGUGUGAGUGAGGGAAUUGCGUGCGGGACAUAGAGUGAGAAAGACAGUGUGAGCCUUCAUGUCUGAGUCUCUGAGCUGUGCCUCUGAGCUGAACCACUUCAAACGAUGAACUUUAUCGUCUACAUCUCUUCCUGUUCCUGAGUCUGUCCGUGGAAGCUGUGCAGCCGCUGACAGUGUGCCUGCAGGGCACUGGUACAAAGACCCAGGACCCGCGCCCUGAGCCUCCCCUGCACCUAACUGAAGCAUUCAGCCCUCGAGUCAGAGAUACUUUCCACUCCGAGGCACAGACUUCAGACACAAACUCAAUGCAGACAACCGUAAUGUUGACAGUAACAGUAACGCCUGAUGUAAUGUUGAUAAUGCCAUUAACAUCUCAAUUCAAGUAUGAUUAAAGAAACAUUUAAUGGAGCAAUACAUUCAUUUAAAAAUAAUAUAAAUGUCACAUAUACAACAGAGUCAAUCUUGUGACUUGUUCACAUAAGCAGAAUCUGCUUCUUAUGAAAAAGACACAAAAAAAGCUUUAAAACUAUAAUGAAUGAACAUACAAUAACUGAAAUUGUCUAAAAGGAAAAGUUUCAUGGAAUUUGGUUUCCAUGUUUCCAUACUGUACACAUCUUUCUGUCAGUAGUUUGUCAGAAACAUGUUCGACAUGAAGAAGGAAGGCAACUUUAAAGUUUCUUACUGUGAAGCAGCAGCUGCCAAGAAGGAUCAACCCAUUGCUCAAUAAAGGUUUUGCCUAAUAUAGAUUUUAA